CUGACAGGGAAUCUACACCCAUUUUUGAUGAUUUCUCCUACCCUCUGAGUCGCACGAUGGCAACACUGCACGCGACCAUGAAUAUCAGCCCAUCGACAGCAUUCUAUAUGAUUCGAUAGCACAUAUGUCACCGGGAUACUCUCGGAACUUUCGUGCACUCGAAAUUUCAAGUACGCAAAUAUGAGUGCCUCAGUUGGUUAGGUCUAUGGAUCACGGCUCAAGAGCCGCCAGUUCGUCAGUUGGUGCCAGUUGGUGUAAGUUGGUUGUUAUCUAGUGGAAGGUGCAGCUGGCCGGUGGCCAGUGAGUCGAGUGAGACAGUCCUUCGCACCCGUUCGUACCUUGGACAGUUGGCGAUGAUCGCUAGCGUCUCGCUCGAGCGAUGAAUGGUGUCCGUCGUUGACAGCUUCCUUCAAAAAGGGCCUCUUUCGAGCAUCACCUCGGUUAAACCAUGGCGAAGGACGAGGGGGACGAUCUCUUGCCGGACAAGGACGCCGCCAAAGGUUUCUACGCCAAGUACGAGCCCAAGGAGAUCCUCGGAAGAGGAAUUUCAUCGACAGUACGAAGAUGUAUAGAAAAAGAAACGGGAAUAGAAUAUGCAGCGAAAAUUAUCGAUAUAAGUAAUGAACCACACGAUGGCACAGAUGCUCACAGUAUGAAGGAUGCGACAAUGCAAGAAGUACAUAUACUCCGAAAGGUGGCAGGCCACCCUUAUAUCAUUGAAUUACAUGAUGUCUUCGAAUCCAGUACUUUCAUCUUCUUAAUCUUCGAAUUGUGCAAAAACGGCGAACUUUUUGAUUACCUGACAUCAGUUGUGACACUUUCUGAAAAGAAGACCCGUUACAUUAUGAGACAGGUUUUCGAAGGGGUUCUACAUAUACAUAAUCAAGAUAUAGUGCACCGAGAUUUAAAACCAGAGAAUAUACUACUUGAUGACAAUCUUAAUGUGAAGAUUACAGAUUUCGGAUUUGCAAGAAUAUUGAAUUCUGGGGAAAAACUAUAUGAUCUAUGCGGUACACCAGGUUACUUAGCUCCAGAAGUUCUCAAGUGUAAUAUGUUUGAGAAUGCCGAAGGCUAUGGAUAUGAAGUCGAUGUAUGGGCAUGCGGGGUAAUUAUGUUUACUCUCUUAGUCGGUUGUCCUCCUUUUUGGCACCGAAAACAGAUGAUCAUGCUAAGAAACAUAAUGGAAGGAAAAUAUUCAUUCACGUCACCAGAAUGGACUGAUAUAACUGAUGCACCAAAAGAUUUAAUUAGAAAAUUACUUGUGAUCGAUCCUAAGAAGCGAAUUACCAUCAAGGAUGCAUUGGAACAUUCGUUCUUCCACACUAUGCUAUGGGAUCAAGACAUUGCGCCAUUAAAGCGUUCAUUGUCAUCUAAUUCACGUCGGCUCAGUAGGAUAUCUCAAUUAGCCCUGGAACUGAAAGCCAGGUCCUUCAACGCAAGGAAGCGGUUCCAACUAGCAAUAAUUUGUGUCCGAGCAGUCAUCCGAAUUAAAAGACUGCAUACAACACCAGAGCCACUUUCUGCCCACGUCGCUCGUACCGAUCCAUACCGGAUAAAACUCCUACGAAAGGUUAUCGAUGGUUGUGCGUUCAGAGUGUACGGGCAUUGGGUGAAGAAGGGCGAAGGACAGAAUCGUGCCGCGCUCUUUGAGAAUACGCCAAAGACGGAAUUGAAACAUUUGUACGUGAGCAAUCUGAGCAGAUAGCCGUUGCUCAACGAGAAGCAUAUCUAGUUCAAUUAUCGUAUAUUCUUUGAGACCCCAGUGAUUUGUCUGCAAUUUGUUUGAUUUAAAUCGGAGGGACAACAGACGCUUCAUUAUAUUGACAUUCAAGGCCGUAGAAUGCUCUUUAGCUUAUUUUCUGUAAUUAUUUGUCGUUCAUUUUUAGAAACAAUGUCCGUUUUCUUCAAUUAGUGCCGGAAACAGACCACUUUGUUGGGAUUUUUGUUAGGCCAAAAUUUAAGGUUAAUCGCACAGUUGGGAAACAUUUUGCGUAGAAGUCUGUAAACCUUGUAGAGAUUGUUUAUCACUUGCUUCCUUUGUAAGUUACGGGGGAAGAUGGAACAUGUCAGGGUCACAACUUGUCAUUGUCAAGAAACGACAAUCUUAGGUAUUAAUAGAGAACCUGUGUUUAUAACGUCGCUGUUGAAAAUAAUUUCUAACCUAGGCAAACGUGGAAGCGGUGCAUAGACUACGAACAUUUUUCUUGAUACACUGUACACGGAGAAAUAAUUGUUACGAAGCAGAUAAUAACGUUUACUGUAUAUUGGUGGACAUGAAUGCCUUCCUUUCGUAUAUUGUCGGCAUCGAAUGCGCUAUAAUUUAUCAAUAUUUCCUAUCAGAUUGUGUAAAUGAUAUUAUUUUUUCAGAGGUAGCUAAUUAUUUUUCCGUGGUAAUCACAGGAAUGUCCGACGUCUUAUUGGAUAAGAUACUGUUUGCUGUGGUUGCAAAUUAAAUUUUUUUCUGGCGAUUCGAUAAAGGCAGGUAGAAAUGUUUUAAGACCGUGUGAAAUAGAAUUUCUUCUGUUUCCUUCGGUCUAUUAGACAUUUCGACGGAAAACAUUUUCAUCAAGCAUUAUGGUACGAAAAAGAAAGAAAAGAACAUACGUGUUCGAAGAAAUUUUAUGUUGUAAAACCGAUCAAUUUAAUCUUUCCCUCAGAGGGGAAAUUACUUUUGCAAUAAAUAUUCAAAAUCAACGUACAACCGAUUUUAAACUGACUCGGUCGAACCUGAAAUAUUUGAAAUAUUAGAAAUAUCUGCAUUGUUUGUGACAAGUAUUCCGCGUAAAUGUGUGUACAUAAGAGCGGACACGGUGCUUGUAUAAUCUUUAAAUAUACAAGGUUCUAUUUUCAUUCAAUGUCGUUCUAAGUCUGACCGAUGAUUCUAUAAAGUCUUAAAAAUAAUAAUUACUUGUGGUUUCCAAGAAGGGUGCAGUGGAGGGUCCUGAAUCCUUUCAAAAGCCUUUCAAUGUCUCCUUGUAUGUAUUUAUGAUACGCCACAUAAUUGAUUAUGCUUUAAAGGAACAAGAAAACUAGUACUAAAGACCAGAGACUGGUUUACGCGUGACGUUUAAAUUCAGUGUAGGUACUAGAUUGCGUUUUCAAAGUUUUCAGACACCGUCUGUGAAGUUUAAUCGAAAUGUUCAAACAACGAUUAUAGAUGUUUCUAUCGACAAACCCAUGGAUCUGUUUGUCACGUAGUAUUGUAUAAAUUCUAGUCAAUUCGCAAAGCGGAGAACAUUAACAUUUUAUUCUGUUAUGCUAUUCUGAUACUUACUGCCAAUGCAAAUUAGGUAAUUAGUUCCAAAUUCGUAUAAGCGUGUUUUUAAGAGAAUACCGCGUGAGCCACGUUAUCAUUUAUCGAUAAAUUAUAUAAUGGUCCGGUACACGAAUAAAUUUGUUUACUCCCCUGAGGAAUGUCUUUCUUUAAGUUUCUUUUUAUCACUCGGAGACCAAAAGGGAACUGAACUACAAUAAAGUCAGGAAGAGUGUACGCACGAAGUAAAAAUAUGUUGCAUAAAUAAUGAAUAUGCGUGUGAAUACAAAGGGUGUAUAUUUAUUUGUAACGUGUGUAUUUAUUAUUUUUGGGGCAGACAUUCUUUCAUUUUGAACAAAUUUCGAGCCACUAACUUUCGAGGUUGAAAUUGAGGCGAUGAGUUAUUUAUCGACAGACAUUGUAUAAAGAUAUUUUAAGUCGUAGUUUAUGAUAUUGAAGAUGUCAAAUGUUUAGCUGUGUUUAUAGUUUAUAGUUUAUAUAUUUUUAGAUGCUGGUACUUUUACCCGGAGUGUGCAUUGUAAAAUAGAAGUGUCGACGAAAGACAACCGGUAACAAUAUACAUUCGUGUUUGCAAAAUCAA
This is a messenger RNA of Orussus abietinus, 3854 nucleotides long. RefSeq names its product phosphorylase b kinase gamma catalytic chain, skeletal muscle/heart isoform (gene PhKgamma). Gene Ontology annotation, cellular component: phosphorylase kinase complex. Bases 449 to 1705 code for a protein of 418 amino acids. Gene Ontology annotation, biological process: glycogen biosynthetic process; protein phosphorylation. Lineage: Eukaryota; Metazoa; Arthropoda; Insecta; Hymenoptera; Orussidae. The record is from RefSeq and is a predicted model, not a curated record. Gene Ontology annotation, molecular function: ATP binding; phosphorylase kinase activity; calmodulin binding. The transcript is spliced from 9 exons.